AAAAAAAGUUAUUAAUAUACAAAAACCGUCCCGCCGCACGGACAGAUGGUUUUGGGAUGUGGUUGAAGCAUCGGGUUUGGAGCCGCUUACCCGGACUAAUUUUAGCGUGCUUGACUACGGGCUCCUCUGGGCAUUUGUUGAAAGAUGGCAUACGGAGACGAGUUCAUUCCACAUUCCAUUGGGUGAGCUGGCCAUCACAUUGGACGAUGUCCAGUGUCUGUUGCAUAUUCCGAUCGAGGGAAAGUUUCUGAACCAUGGCAAAAUGUCAAGGGAUGAAGCGGCUGACAUGGUUAAUUCAUUUCUAGGAGUUGAUCGGAAUGUUGUUAUGGGUCAUUUUGCCAAAAUGAACGGGCUCCAUCUGAAGCAUUCUGACGUGGAGGAUAUCUAUAGUGUUAACCACGGAUUAGCUGAUAAAGCUGUUGCUGAAGGUAAGUCGGCGCAUGAGAUUAAGCUGUAUAGGGACAGGUCCAUACGGGCUUUCUUGCUAUUUUUGGUCUGUUGUACCAUAUUUAGCAACAAAAGCAGUUACUACGUGGACGUAGUAUACCUGCAGUAUUUUCAGGAUUUGUCGGCUGUCCGUGAAUGGAAUUGGGGUGCUGCUGCUCUGGUUCAUUUGCAACAUUAUCUGGAUGAUGCGUGUUUGGUGACAGUGAAUCAGAUGGCUGGGUACAUGUCUUUGCUUCAGGGCUGGAUAAUUUCUCAUUUUCCGGGACUUAGCGUGUGGGCGCAGGAUCCUAUCUAUUCUGAGGGCAUGCCUCGAAAUGCAAAGUUUGUUCCCGGAGCUGGACAUAGGGAACCAAGUAGCUAUAGAAACAGUUUGGAUAAUAUUCAGACGUACGACUGCGUAUUCAGUCCAUAUGAUGAUCACCGACACGUCCGCCCUUUGAUAAAUUCAUGA
Trifolium pratense (red clover) is the source of this 898-nucleotide messenger RNA. RefSeq names its product protein MAIN-LIKE 2-like. NCBI's taxonomy places the organism in Eukaryota, Viridiplantae, Streptophyta, Magnoliopsida, Fabales, Fabaceae. Bases 263 to 898 code for a protein of 211 amino acids. The record is from RefSeq and is a predicted model, not a curated record. The transcript has 2 exons.